AUCGUGUCCUGUGGAGGCGGAGAGCCGGGGCUGGAGGCUCCUCAGUGUGCGGCGAGGCGAGUGCAGCGCGCAUAGGGCUCCCGCUGCUGCCGCCACCCCCGUGCUCCGGGAAGGCCGGGAUCGCGCCCCUUCAGUCCCGCCGCUGGAGCUGGCUGCUGUUCCGCCCCUCCAGCCUCUCGCCGGGGCGAUCUGAGCGGCGGGCAGCCGGGAAGCGGCUCAGGCGGCACCGCGCUGGCUCGGAGGAGCAGGAGCUGCCCCGGGCGCCCCGCACCGGCUGCUGGCGGGAGGAUCUGGAGCCAGAGGAGACCGGCGAGGGGGAACUCGGCUCCCCGCCGGAGGAGCUGCGCGGCAGGGGCGGCGGACCCUGAAGGAGCAGGACACCCCCGUACCCAGGCCGGGCGCUGAGCCCCUCGCACCCCAGCCCAGUGGCUCUGAUCCCCGCUCCGCAGAGCUCUCCUUCGCCGGUGCCAGGCGGAUGCCGCCGCAGCAGGAGGGGGAGGCGGGCUACAUCAGCAAGCCGCUGGCUGGCGGCUGCGAGGUGCCCCCGGUGCCCCCGCGCAGGGUCCGCAGCAGCCGGGCGGCGGCGCUGGGAGCGGCCCUGGGCAGCAGAUGCCGGGCCGGGGCGGGAGCCGAGCCGCGUCGCAGCAUUAAGUGUGUCCUGGUGGGGGACGGGGCUGUGGGCAAGACCAGCCUGGUGGUGAGUUACACCACGAAUGGGUACCCCACGGAGUACAUCCCCACCGCCUUCGACAACUUCUCCGCUGUUGUGUCUGUUGAUGGCAGACCCGUGAGACUUCAGCUCUGUGACACGGCUGGUCAGGAUGAAUUUGACAAGCUUAGACCAUUGUGCUACACCAACACAGACAUCUUCUUGCUGUGCUUCAGUGUUGUGAGCCCUUCCUCCUUCCAGAACGUGAGUGAAAAGUGGGUUCCUGAAAUACGAUGCCACUGCCCCAAAGCUCCUAUUAUUCUGGUUGGGACACAGUCGGACCUCCGAGAGGAUGUCAAAGUUCUCAUUGAGCUGGACAAGUGCAAAGAAAAGCCUGUUGCAGAAGAGGCCGCAAAGCUCUGUGCUGAGGAAAUAAAAGCAGCGUCUUACAUCGAGUGCUCAGCUUUGACUCAGAAAAAUCUCAAAGAGGUCUUUGACGCGGCCAUUGUCGCUGGCAUUCAGUACUCGGAUACCCAGCACCAACCAAAGAAAUCCAAGUGCAGGACUCCAGACAAAAUGAAAAACCUCUCCAAAUCUUGGUGGAAAAAGUAUUGUUGUUUUGUAUAGUAUUUGCAAGGACCUAAAUGUUGCUCUAGUGAAAUCAGAUAGAAGCUAUAUUAGCUUAAAUCUCACUCUGUAUUCUCCAAGUGUGUAGCAUAGAUCCACAAGUGUGUAUAUGUUGCUAUUAGAAAUCUCAAUUUCCCUUUCUCUUUUGAGGGAGAUGGAAGAACACGUAGGUAGGAAGUUCCUGUUAAAUCAGGUUAAGGAAUUUCAGCUUUCGCCUGUCUGAUGUCAGAGUUUCCGGACUAGUCUCACGUUAAGGAAUACAUUUGUGACAUUAGAAAUUGUACAACGGCUUUGACUUUCUAUAUCAUAAUGUAUAUAAAAGAGGGAGGAACAAAACCGAGGCCUUUGCGGAUAGGGCUAUUUAGAAGAAACAAAGGACUAUGGAAAUAUAGAGCUCUAUAUAGAUGGACAAUUUUUAAAAACUUAACAUUGUGCCUCCAAAAUGACAUUUUAGCUUUAAAAAUAUACUCCCUCUUUCCCCCAUCUCCUUCCCUCAACCACUUCAGGGGGGACUUUAACAGUGUGGAACAAGAGGUGGAGUCUUCCCCCAAAUGCUGCUGCUUGAAAGGUCAUGCAUAUACCUCCAGCCAGGGCCGGCUUUAGGCCAAUUCCCUCGAAUUGGGCCCCGCGCCUAAGAGGGCCCCGCGCUCUGGGUCUUCGGUGGCACUUCGGCGGCGGGCCCCGCACUUCCUAAAGCCAGCCCUGCUUCCAGCACGUUGUUAGACUGCCUAACACGUUAAGUAACUGACGUAAUUACAUCUUAUUUGUAGCCUCCUGACUUGGAAAUCCUUUUUUCCCUCUUUCUCUCUCUUUCACAUGCAGUAAUGUGAACGCCCAAUGAACAUUACAAAGUCCUACUUUGUUACAUUUUGAAUAGUUGUGGGUGCCUUUGUAUUUAUACAGACACCAUGACAGUUCAUUUAGAUCAAUUGAAAGAAUGUAAAUGCUGUUUUUUAAAAGGGAUGCAACAAAUGUCCAUAUAGCACCACACAAAAUGUAUCUGUUUUAAGCCUACAAAUAUGAACUUCAGAAUGUUCCUCGUUGAGAGAUUUUCAUGCUGCCAGUUAAAUGAAAGGCCUAUAAAAAAGGCAGAUUACGUGCCAUAACCAAACACCAGAAAAGUGAUACUUCUGUGUCCUGUUUCUGAUGCUGUUUUGAAUAAAGUUCGUAUUUGUUUCCAAAGGAAGCAGUUGUUGGUGGCUUAAACUUGUCUUAGAUUAUAGUCGCAAAAUUGUGUUGAAACAACCAGUGAAAUUUAACUGAUUCUUUCCCAGAUACCUUCAACAAAUUAAAGUGAAGUGUGUUUAAAAUGUCAUUUAGUAGUUUGUCUAUUCAAAUAUGCAUCAAAUGUGACAAUUUUUGGUCUAACAAAACCUGCUGAAUUCCAGUCUGCUUUGUUUUAGGGUAUCAGUGGGUUAAUUUGUAAGAUGUGGUUAACUCCGAUGCCGGUGUCUGCACAGUGAGUGAAAAGCCUUAGUUUGUAUUGUCUGACUUUUUUUUAUGGCCCCAGCUUACUUUGUUCUAUAUACUCCAAGCUCAGUUAUGUUCUGGCUUUAUUUUUCCUUUGGCAGCAGCCUUAAAGCGAGCCUUUGUUCAGAGUCUUCAAUUAAAUUGGAAUUUUAACUGUUCACAAUUUCUUUCUCAUCAUAACAAAAUGGAUGUCUGAUUAUAAGAAAAUUAUGGAAGCCAUUUGAAUUGAUAAAGUUGGCCACAAUUUACCUCCUGGCCUACUUAAAGAAAAUGACAUUAUGUAAAUGCAUUCUGGGAUAUAUUGGCUUAAGUGCCGGAAGCAAAAUUUUCCUCUGUUAAAGCAAAAUGAAUGCA
Molecule: messenger RNA, 3100 nt
Organism: Terrapene triunguis (Three-toed box turtle)
Lineage: Eukaryota; Metazoa; Chordata; Testudines; Emydidae
Gene: RHOU
Product: ras homolog family member U
Exons: 3
Coding region: 476-1276 (266 amino acids)
Biological process (GO): small GTPase-mediated signal transduction
Molecular function (GO): GTPase activity; GTP binding
Source: RefSeq, a predicted model, not a curated record